GCAGACCGCACCUCUCAGGCCCCUCCACCGCACUUCUCAAGCCCCUGUCCUGCAGACCUCUACCGCAUUUCUCAAGCCCCUGUGGCGUCAGUCCAGCCCGGAAAUGACGUAACUUCCUGUACAUUUGGACCGGAGCCGAGCGAAAAGACGAUGCAUCAUUCGAUUGUAUUGAGUGGCACACAAAUAGCAGCUAACCGCUGCACAUCAUGCUGCAAACUGUAUCACUGUCCCCUGUGCCCUGGAUUUAAACCAGCAAAACUGAACAGGAUCCAGAGUCACCUUAAAGUCCACAUCAGCAAUGCCAUUUCGUUUGAAGAUAAAAAGAUAUGCAAGUGCAGUCUUAACUGUAGGACUGCAGCACAUUUUCAUUGCCCUGUGUGCCACAAAACAGUGCUCAAAAGAAGUGAUAUGGAAGGACACUUAAACGGUUGCCGAGGGAAAGUUGUGCAAACGCCUUCUCCGGCAACAGAGAGUACCUCAGAUCCCAAUGUACCACCAUCUACCCCUGCCCCAUUGGAUUUAUCAACUGAACAGGCCUCUUUUUCAAUCCAACAGAGCCCAAAUACUUCACCACCCCCCACGUUUCCAAAGACUGAAGUCUCUGUUUCACCAGUGGUCAGCCCUCAACAUCAACACACCAAUCCCAUAUCGUCUGUUGACACUGCUUCUCAGGUAGAUAAUAGUCUGCUGCUUCAAAAGAAAAAAACAAAGUGUCCCCACUGUAAUCUUCUUCUUUAUAAAAAGAAUAUCUCCAAACACAUACAAAGAAAACAUGCCAAAAAAUGUAAAGAUGUUACAAUCGAGGAUCAUUUAAAAAGUAUUUGUGUGGACUCAAUAAAUGGCAUUUCUGCUGUUCAGAAGUCGAGGCAUGGCUUUUCUGUCCCAGUGCAUGUUCAAAAUAAAACUUGGGGCCAUCUACACAAAGUACAGUGUGAGCUGGAGGAGUGCAGACAGUAUCACUCUUUGGCAGCUAGAAGUGGUCUGUCAUUCAGCCACUGUGAGCACAUCCGCUCACUGCAAUACUGCACUGAGACUGUCAAAGAAGAAAAACUUCAGGAAAAUGUUUUGGAGGAAAUGGUGCAGCUUCAGUUUUUUGGGGAGGCGAAAAAGGCAACAUGUCUUAAAAGGCAAAAAACUGCACGUGCUAAACAUGUACCUCUCUGUGUCCCAGUAGCCUUCCAAGAGACCCCAAAGCAGCUUUGCUUUUCUGUGUACGAGCCUGCUUUGACUCAUUAUACCCGUCUUGGAAGGAUCAUGGUUACUUACAGUACCUCAGAUAACACAUGGCACUGUCCGUGUGCCAAAGCCAGGCUUUCAUGCAUUCACAAAAACAUCAGCAAGUGGCAUUUAUUUCAAACAAAUCGGGACCUGUUUAAAACACAGACAGACAAUUCUUCCACUCCCCAACAGCAGCAGGACACUGUCUAUCCACCACAGAAUGAAAGCUUGAGACAGUUUGUCCAAUACAUUUAUCAUCAUAAGAAGCUCCCAGCCAUCCUCCCUGAUGACCUUUUGAAGCCAAAGGCCGCGACAGACUUUAUGUCUGAGUUGCAUCCAGCAGAGAAGAUUUGCACUGUCUGUUCAGGCUCUAUACAUCUAGAGAAGUCUUCAAGGAUAACUGGAAAAGCCAAGAUAGUCACCAUGAAUGGUGUGAUCGGAAAUGUUUCAACCUUUUUCCGGAGAUGCCCGCAGUGCCAUAUGGUUUACAGAUAUCAAGAAUGGAAGGAUGGUCUCCACAACUUUGAUGAUCAUCUGUUGCUGAGUCUGGAACUGUUUGUAUCUACGACACAACCUGCAGAACAAUGUCUCCAUGUCGAAGGUGGUCAGUUCACUGGAAAGCCUUAGGAAAGAAAAAUUUCCUGCCCCAGACACUAUCUGUCAUGCGUACUACCACUUUGAGGCACUCACAAGCCACGAUUAUUCAUUUUCGUGCG
This is a messenger RNA of Salarias fasciatus (jewelled blenny), 1934 nucleotides long. RefSeq lists its product as uncharacterized. The transcript is spliced from 6 exons. Lineage: Eukaryota; Metazoa; Chordata; Actinopteri; Blenniiformes; Blenniidae. Bases 151 to 1845 code for a protein of 564 amino acids. The record is from RefSeq and is a predicted model, not a curated record.